GAAGUGACGCUCUCCGCAGGCGCCGGCCGCCGAGCUCGGGUAGCGGCGGGAGCGGCCGCGGGGGGGCCCCGCUCGGAGCCGCGGCACGAUCGUGCCCGGAGGGUCCGUGUCCGUCCCCGUCCCCCCGCCCCGGCCAUGGCCGCGCCCGCGAACGCGCAGAGCGCCACCAAGACGUGGGAGCUGAGCCUGUACGAGCUGCACCGCACCCCGCAGGAGGCGAUCAUGGACGGGACGGAGAUCGCGGUGUCCCCGCGCAGCCUGCACAGCGAGCUCAUGUGCCCCAUCUGCCUGGACAUGCUCAAGAACACCAUGACCACCAAGGAGUGUCUGCACCGCUUCUGCUCCGACUGCAUCGUCACCGCGCUGCGCAGCGGGAACAAGGAAUGCCCGACGUGCCGCAAGAAGCUGGUUUCCAAACGCUCCCUGCGGCCGGAUCCCAACUUCGACGCUUUGAUCUCCAAGAUCUACCCGAGCCGGGAUGAGUACGAGGCGCACCAGGACCGCGUCCUGGCCAAGCUCAGCCGCCUGCACAACCAGCAGGCCCUGAGCAGCAGCAUCGAGGAGGGCCUCAAGAUGCAGGCCAUGCACAGGGCGCAGCGGGUGCGGAAGCUGCAGCAGGAGUCGGACAACGCCACGUUCAGCGGGGGGGAGGACAACUGCGACGCGCGCUCGCACCUCAGCAGCGCCUCUGCCGCGGGGCACCCCGAGGCGGGCCCGUCCCGCAAACGCUCCCGCGCCUCCGACGACUCCGGCGCCGAGCCCGAGCCCGAGCCCGGCCCCGAGGGCGGCGGCGGCGGCGGCGGCGGCGGUGGCGGCGGCGGCGGCGGCAGCCCCGAGCCCGGCCCCGAGCCCGGCGCCAGCGAGAUCGAGCUGGUGUUCAGGCCGCACCCCCUGCUGGUGGAGAAGGGCGAGUACUCGCAGACACGGUACGUGAAGACCACGUCCAACGCCACCGUGGACCAUCUCUCCAAGUACCUGGCGCUGCGCAUCGCGCUGGAGGAGGCGCCGGGCGCCGAGGCGGCCGCGGGGCUGCAGGAGGUCAGCGAGAAGCAAUACACCAUCUACAUCCCCACCAGCACCGGCGCCUUCACGACCCUCAAUGGCUCCCUCACGCUGGAGCUGGUCAAUGAGAAGUACUGGAAGGUCAGCAAACCCCUGGAGCUCUACUACGCGCCCACCAAGGAGCAGAAGUAGGGGGGGUGUGUGCAAAGGACACCCCCAGGACCACAAACAGCCCCCCCCGGACACCCCCAGGACCAGGAAGAUCCCCCUUGGGGUCCCCCCAAAGCGAAUGGGGGGAUGCUGAGGGGGUCCCAAAGGUGUUGCCAUGGCACUGGGGGGGGGCGGUGGGUCCCUAAGGUGUUGCCAUGGCACCGGGGGGAUGCUGGGGGGGUCCCAAAGGUGUUGCCAUGGCACUGGGGGGGGCAGUGGAUCCCUAAGGUGUUGCCAUGGCACCGGGGGGAUACUGGGGGGGGGAUAUGGGGCAUGGGGGGGGGUUCCCCAGUGCCCUACAGAGGGUAAAGUGCCCCCCCCCCCCCCAAGGGAAGGGGGACCCCCCCCAGUUUAAAAGGGGAAGGGGGUAGUUGUGUCCUGCUCCCCCCCAUAUCUGUACUGGGAAAGGGGGGGAAUGGGAUGUUCCCUCUAUAUCCAUACGGGGGGGAGGGGGCGGUUACAAAACUCCAUAGGAUUUGGGGUGUCCCACCCCCAGUUUGGGACUGGGGGGGGGGGGCCCAAAAGGGGUUUUGGUGCCCCCCACCAUCCUCUUUCCCCCCCAUAGCAUCAAUGGGACAGCACCUUCUGCCCUUCACCCCCUGCCCAAAGGGGGGGACAUCAGGUUGUCACCACACGGGGGGGACACCCCCCACCCCUUUGACCCCCAAAACCCCCCUUGGAUCCCCCUGAAACCCCACUUUAACCCCCCCACAACCCCCCUUCGACCCCCCCCAUUCCACAAUAAAGCAUCACUUGGGUGCCCUGUGGUA
This is a messenger RNA of Strigops habroptila (Kakapo), 1982 nucleotides long. RefSeq names its product ring finger protein 1 (gene RING1). Gene Ontology annotation, cellular component: ubiquitin ligase complex; PcG protein complex. The transcript is spliced from 6 exons. NCBI's taxonomy places the organism in Eukaryota, Metazoa, Chordata, Aves, Psittaciformes, Psittacidae. The record is from RefSeq and is a predicted model, not a curated record. Gene Ontology annotation, biological process: negative regulation of DNA-templated transcription. Gene Ontology annotation, molecular function: chromatin binding; ubiquitin protein ligase activity. The coding region runs from base 136 to 1194 and encodes 352 amino acids.